Messenger RNA from Prunus armeniaca (apricot), 819 nucleotides. Lineage: Eukaryota; Viridiplantae; Streptophyta; Magnoliopsida; Rosales; Rosaceae. The record is from the annotation of a GenBank genome assembly.
AUGCUGCAUUCGAAAAAUCAGCUUCGUGUUGUUGAAGAAGUCAGGGAAGGAGAACGGCUCGUUGUUGUGGCCACCAAUGUGGCUGAAACAUCUUUAACUAUACCUGGGAUAAAGCAAGGAAGUUACAAUUUGCAGAGCCCAGUCACAUUUGUGCGCCCAAAAAUUCCCAUAGCUCCAGUCGCACAGGAAAUCCUAAGGCCCAACCUGCCAUAUCUUGGUUUUCCUUGCGGUCGCAUCUUGGCUUCCCAUGUUUCGGCCGCAAUCCAGCCUCACUUUGACAUAGAGCCCGGCCGAUAUUUCCAACAGCUCCAACAUUCUCGGCCGCCACGAGGUUCCUUGGAGACCCGGCCGAGAUUUCCCAAUUUCUCCAGCACCUCCUACCGCACCAUCUCAACAGCCCGGCCGCAUAUUUGCAAACUCUUCCGCCCGAUUUCUAAAGAGCCCAGAUACUCCAGCCCUAACUUUGGAGACCGACAAAGGCCCCAGCCACAAAGAGCUUCCAGUCCAAAAAACCGGGCAACAAUUCACUCAUCCACAAUCCUCGGCCGCACCUCCUUUGAGGACCUCCGGCCGCGAAUUUCUCCAAUCCCGGUUGAGAUUUUCAACUCCACUCGAACUGCCCAACUUGCUAGGAAAACAACUACAGCCGCCACCAUCAUUCGACACAGUCGGCCGCUCCAAUCUAGCAAGCCCUCGAAGCCCCAAUCUAACGAGCCCCGGACGCAUUUUCGAAAGCCCAGGGACUCCGAAACCCAGCUGCCCCGUUUCACCCGUGCCCAGCUAAUUCUCGCGCCCGGCCAAUUCUCGUGCCCGGGUUAG